CAAUUAGAGGUACAAUGCAUUGUUCAGCCUCUACAACAAAACAAAGUUGUCUUUAUCUUCACAUUCUGCUCAUAAUGCUCCCGACGGAUAGACUUAAACUGCAUCUUCCUCGUCAAAGAAGGCAGUUAUGACAGAACCUAUUGUGGACUGAUUUUCAUGGACAGCCACAUCCUCCUAUUCUCUUCAUAUGCACAAAGUAACAGUACAUGCCCACCACUAAAAAAAUGUUUUGAAAAAAGUACUCUUCCCCUAUAAAUAGAGCCUUUAAAAAGCAGGGGGUGUUGAAAAUGAGCUUUUGUGUGCAUGCAUACAUCCAGCAUUUGACACCACCACUUCUGUCUCAGAGAAAAACCUCUCUUCGGGCAACUGUGGUCUCUAUGGUUACUGGAAGGGUGGAAGUGAGAGAGGAGGUGGAGACGACGGGAGAAAAGAAGGGGAGGUGGGAGAUGCUUGCAGACACUCACCGUCUCCUCUUGGCUCUCAAAAACGGCCUUCGGUGCGUUCUGUGAAGCCGUGUGUGUUUGUCUCUCACCGUCUAAUUCGACCUUCUGUUCUCCCGUCUCUCAGCUCAGGUGGUGAAGUGCUGUGGAGUGGUCGGUACUAAUGUGAGAGAGUUUGCUCUGGAAACAUUAGCCUCAUAAAAUUUCUCCUCCCAAACCCAUUCACCGUGUCCUCCAUCCCAUCCGACCCGCAUACACAUGCACAUGCUCGGCGGGACCCGUUGCUGAUAUUCUUAGCAGACACAUCACUGUCUGGCAGAUCCCUGUGUCACCAUGGAAACCCAGCAUCACCCCGUUUCGGUGCACACUCAGCAUCAGAGGAGCACGUGGAUGAGCUCCCAGGCAGUCAUCAAUGGCUAUUAGUUUGCAAACAAACACACACAUGGUGCACGGCAGCAGAAAUGUGACUCUGUUCUCUGAAAGCUCACCAGUUAUGCAAGACCUCCUGCCUGUAAUGAAUAAGAAUAGUCGAUUGUGUAACCAGUUCAGUGAUUUGAUACAGACAGAUGCAGAUCUUCACCUAACCGGAUGUUGCAUUGCAGUCAGCUUCAACAUGUUUCAGUGGCAGUCACAUUCCCAAGCACGAAUAGCACUCCACCACUAACCAGUUGUUCUUGUGGGACAGCUGCAAUGGCUCAAAGUCCCUCCCCACUGCCAAAACACACACACCUAUCGAGAUGCACAGGAAUGUCUCCCCAGUGCCCUGCACAGCUAUACGCCAGUUCUCUUCGUGCUUGCUUUAUUUUGAAUGUUAAGCGUGUGUCAGACAGACUCCUCCAUUGAGACGCCCACUUUUCUCGCACCUCCUCGCCAGUCCAGUGGGGAGUGAUGACUCAAACCUAAAUGAGCCUUUAUUUCUCUCUCAUUAUCUCUCCCCGUCUCAAUUCGACAAGAAGCGUUUCACCCUGCUGGGUGUACUUUCCUGUGCACUUAAUGCUAAAAGUCAUCAAUAAUGACUCAGACCUCCACAUUACAUGCAAUUUUCUUCUACUUUUUUUUUUUUUAAAGCUAGGUAGGCUGCUCCUUGAUCUGAUCUGCACAAAGGAAUAUUUCUCCUUUGAGAUGUGAUGUGUGGAAUGAAAUCUCCCUGCAGUGAAAGACGGAAAAAAAACUCCAAAUAAGACCCUGAACAAAGAGCGCUGCUGGCUGACAGAGGGUUGGGUCUGCUCUCCCGGCUGCAAUUUUCAGACACAGGACCAGAAUCGGAAACAAGGCAGCAGCAGCAGCAGGAGGAGCAGGCUCGUGACUGACAACAGCCUGAGCUGAAGAGGGGGUCCCAUUCCUGAGAGUGCCAACAUGGGGAAGGACUACUACAAGACCUUGGGCAUCCCCAAGGGCUCCAACGAGGAGGAAAUCAAGAAGGCCUACCGGCGCAUGGCGCUCCGCUUUCACCCAGACAAGAACAAGGAUCCUAGCGCAGAGGAGAAGUUCAAGGAGAUCGCAGAAGCCUAUGAGGUGCUGAGUGACCCCAAGAAGAGGGUGGUCUAUGAUCAGCUGGGAGAGGAAGGCUUAAAAACAGGAGGCAGCAGCUCUUCGGGUCCUCCCGGAAGUUCAUCGUACCACUACACUUUUCAUGGAGAUCCCCAUGCCACCUUUGCCUCCUUCUUCGGUGGCUCCAACCCCUUUGAUAUGUUUUUCGGCUCCAACCGCAGUCACAGUCGCUCCAACGGCUUUUCCUUCCACAACGACCACAGCAAUGACACGGAGCAGGACGCGGAAAUGGACGAGGAUGAUCCCUUUACCCAUUUUGGGAGGCAGUUUGGCUUUCCGGGGGGGAUGAACAAUGGCUUCCCAGGGGAAGGCCGCAGGAGGAGAGGCGUACCAUCAGAGCGCCUCGGGACCAACCGAAAGCAGCAGGAUCCUCCGGUCGUCCACGAGCUGAAGGUCUCGCUGGAAGAGAUCUUCCACGGCUGCACCAAGCGCAUGAAGAUCACGCGCCGCAGGUUGAACCCAGACGGACGGAGCAUGAGGACGGAGGACAAGAUCCUCAACAUUGUCAUCAAGAAAGGCUGGAAGGAGGGGACCAAGAUUACUUUCCCAAAGGAAGGGGACGAGACCCCUGAGAACAUUCCCGCCGACAUAGCGUUUGUGCUUAAAGACAAAGGGCACGCCCACUUCAAAAGAGACGGUUCCAACAUAAUCUAUAACUGCAAGAUCAGCCUAAAAGAGGCGUUGUGUGGCUGCACAGUUAGCAUUCCCACGCUGGAAAACCGCGUUAUCUCCCUCCCUUGUCACGACAUCAUCAAGCCAGGGACGGUGAAACGACUCAGAGGCGAAGGCCUGCCUUUUCCAAAGAACCCUUCACAGCGUGGUGACCUCAUCGUGGAGUUUUCGGUCCGUUUUCCCGACAGGAUCCCCCCUCAGUCCAGAGAAAUUAUCAGACAACACCUCCCCCAGUCCUAGAAAGACACAUCUCUAACUCCUCCACCACAAACUCCAGACUAAACCUGAGGAAAAAAACUACACUCCUUCAUCUACUCCUUCUUUGUUUGUAGUUACCCUCAUGUCCCUGUGAAUGAAUACAGCUUUGAACAUGUGCUGUGAUAAUUUAGGGACUUCACAAAAGGAAGAAUGGCAGUAUCAGGAUGUAAAGUACUCAUAUUUAUUUUGUCUUUCAGCCCAAACGCGCGCGCACACAGACACACACAGACCCACAAAUACAUACACACAAGCACCCUGAGCAGCAGAGCGGUGCUGAGGAUGGGCUCAGCACGAUUCUGGUUUUUAAGGGAACCUCUUUUCUUAACUGUUUUAUACGGAUUUAUCAGUGGUUUUAUAUGCCGUCCGACUCUGAUCCUCGUCUUUUUGUGAUAGGAUAAAGCGUGAAAUAUUUUAUAACAAGAACAGGAUUUUGUUUUCCAAACAUGUCAAAAAAGGAUUGCUUAAUGUUUACAUUAAGUGUACCAGCAGCUUCAGUGGUUUUUAGCAUAGCCUUUCCUUUGGCACAUGCCAGAGUUUUUCUUCUUUUUUCUCCCCCAUGCUUUCAAUCUAAUAAAGAAUUAUGCUUGAAAAUCUGUAGGCCAUUAGUAUGAUCUGUCUCCCCUAAAAUAUCCCUAGACGUGCAGUGCCACAGAGCUCUAAAAACUCUUGCAUUACUCCAAUAAUAUUAGCAUAGUUUAGCUGCAAUGGAAGAAUCUGGGAAUGACAAUCACGUAACUGUAACAGCAGUGUAAGUUUAGAUAUCUGCACAUAAUAUCGGUGCUUUCCCUUCUGAGCUGUGAACUGAAUAGCCUGGCUCAAUAUCUGAGGGACAUUUAGGUGCCUUAGCCCGGUGUCACACCACAUAUGUGAACACACAUACAGGUCACACUAUAAUAAAGACAAAUAGCCAUGAACACAACACAUGAUGCCCUAUGCUGUGUUAGGCGUUACCACCAGGACCUGGUAAUUUUAAAAAAAACGGUAAGCAAGCUAUGUAAAGUAAUUCACCUUACUGUACUGUAUGUAAGAAGGAUCAUUUAUAGGAAGUGAUUUGAUACAAGACUGAUGAUUUUUGCCAAUUCGUCUUUGUAAAGUGCCAUACAAGUAAUUGCUGGAUUUCCCAGAGGAAUGCAAGCGUGACGUUAGACCGAUUCCUGUGGGAAAGCCAGCUUUGUUGUGGGAUAUUCUGCUUUCUCUUGUGGCAUUUGAAGGCCAUGUCUCGGUGCUACUGUGAGCAAUGCCAAAAAGUAGACCGCAUUGUUGUCUACUUUUUUGGUUACAUGGAGUCCUCAGUUUCCGAUGUGAUAAAUGCCUCUGUUCCCUAACAGCUGUACAUCAAACGUUACAAACUGUACGUAGUGCAAAUAGAAAAACUGUUCUCUGUCUCAGCUGCAGGGGACGCCCUUGAGCUCUUCCUCGCUGUAAUUUGCAGCAGUGGUGAGAAUAUGUGUGGGUUAUGCUGACAGUCCUAGUAGGUCGAAUAAAUGAGGUGUACAGGAAAAUAUUUGAAUGCUUCGUGUUUGAUAAAUUCUCUUUUAUAUUGUGAAAGACAAAACUAUAAGAUAUGUUGUUGUUUUUUCUCUUUGGGGAGAGACUUGAAUGACUUGUGUGAUGGUCCUGUGGCAACAACCAGGCUUAACAAGUGCUGCUGCUGCUAAUCAAAGACUCACUUACACUGCUUAUUGUGCAUAUGCCAAUAUCUAUGAAUUUUUCAAAAUGAAAACAAAUAAACCAAAUGUGUGAA
This is a messenger RNA of Maylandia zebra (zebra mbuna), 4665 nucleotides long. It is a transcript of the gene dnajb5, whose product is annotated as DnaJ heat shock protein family (Hsp40) member B5. Gene Ontology annotation, cellular component: cytosol. The record is from RefSeq and is a predicted model, not a curated record. Lineage: Eukaryota; Metazoa; Chordata; Actinopteri; Cichliformes; Cichlidae. Gene Ontology annotation, molecular function: protein-folding chaperone binding.